AUGGUUCGCCACAAGAAAGAUGGCUUCGGCCCUAAAGGCAAGAAAUACGCCAACGCCCCCCGCCAACGAGGCCCCAGGGACGACGACUCCGAUGCUCCUCAUGCCCGCCCCUCUUUUCGAGCCGCCUGCUGGGAUCUCGGUCACUGCGAUCCGAAGCGUUGCUCCGGCCGCAAACUUAUGAAGCAAGGCCUCAUGCGCGAACUGGCGAUCGGCCAGAAGCAUUCCGGCGUCAUCAUCACCCCGAACGGCAAGGCGACCGUCUCCCCCGCCGAUCGCGAGACGAUGGAGGCCUACGGCGCGGCGGUGGUAGAGUGCUCAUGGGCGCGAACGAGCGAAGUGCCCUGGCCACGUAUCGGCGGGAAGUGCGAGCGUCUGCUACCUUAUCUUGUGGCGGCGAACUCGGUGAACUACGGAAAGCCAUGGCGGCUAAAUUGCGUGGAGGCCCUGGCGGCAGCGUUUUAUAUAUGUGGACAUCCUGAGUGGGCAAAGGAGGUGUUGGCGCCAUUUAGCUAUGGCAGCGCGUUCUUGCAAAUUAAUAGCAGUAUCCUGAAGCGUUACGCUGCGUGUGAGGAUGAAGCGGGUGUGAAGAAGGCACAGGAGGCGUGGAUGGAGAGAUUGGAGAAGGAAUAUACGGAUAGUAGGGAGGAAGGGGCAGCGGAUGAUAUUUGGAAGACCGGGAACACCAACCACAGAGCCGCCGUGAGUUCCGACGAAGACGACGAUGAGGAUGCAGAAGACGACGACGAAGAGGGUAGCAUAGACCGAAUAUACCUCGGCUCCAAACCCCCGAAAAUCCCCUCCGACCCAUCUUUGUCUCUCCCCCAAAACGACCGCGAUCCCUUCGAUAUCUCUGACGACUCCGACGACGAAGCCGAGAUGGCUGAACUGCGCCGGCAGGUUCUCGCCUCGAAACCCUUCUCUAGCCCCGCCUCAACUUCUAAACCCUCUCCGGCGCAUAUUCCGCGCCCCGAGCCGGUUGCUGUACAGGCGGAUUCAGAUAAUGGAUCCGAUGGAGAUGAUGACGAGUUCGAUAGAAUUAUUGAUGCAACAGUUGUUACUGACCGGACGGGGAUCGAAGCGAAGCAAAGGGCGAGGAGGGAGGAUGUUCCGCUUGCGAGCGUUAGCUAUUCACGAACGGUGAUCGGAGCGCCGAAGAAGAGGUAG
Molecule: messenger RNA, 1164 nt
Organism: Pseudogymnoascus destructans
Lineage: Eukaryota; Fungi; Ascomycota; Leotiomycetes; Thelebolales; Thelebolaceae
Gene: TSR3
Product: ribosome biogenesis protein tsr3
Exons: 1
Coding region: 1-1164 (387 amino acids)
Biological process (GO): maturation of SSU-rRNA
Molecular function (GO): rRNA small subunit aminocarboxypropyltransferase activity
Source: RefSeq, a predicted model, not a curated record